CAGCUGUAAUGGACAACGCUGUUAUGGCUACGGACGAGACCGGUCGUCCCUUCAUCAUUGUGAGGGAUCCCGGCAUGAAGCAGCGUAUUCACGGCACCGAAGCCAUCAAGUCGCAUAUUCUUGCCGCGAAGACGGUCACCAACAUCAUCAGAACAUCCUUGGGUCCUCGAGGCUUGGACAAGAUUCUCAUUUCGCCUGAUGGUGAUAUCACCGUGACCAAUGACGGCGCGACGAUUUUGGGGCAGAUGGAGGUUGAGCACCAGAUUGCUAAGCUUUUGGUUCAGCUGUCAAAAUCACAAGAUGACGAGAUUGGUGAUGGUACUACUGGUGUUGUUGUCCUUGCUGGUGCGCUUCUUGAGCAGGCUGAGGACCUUAUUGACAAGGGUAUCCACCCCAUCCGUAUCGCUGACGGUUUCGAUCGCGCUUGCAAAGUUGCCGUGGAGCAUCUUGAGAAGGUGUCUGAUGUCGUUCCCUUCUCAAAAGAAGACACGUCAAAUUUGUUGAAGACCGCCAAGACCUGUUUGGGCAGCAAGAUCGUCUCGAAGGCACACACUCAGUUUUCUCAGAUUGCCGUUGAUGCGGUACUCUCGGUUGCCGAUUUGGAGCGCAAGGAUGUUGACUUCGAGCUUAUCAAGGUUGACGGAAAGGUUGGAGGAUCUCUCGAGGACACUACCCUUGUCAAGGGUGUUGUUAUCGACAAGGACAUGUCUCACCCGCAGAUGCCCCGUGAGGUCAAGGACGCCAAGAUUGCUAUUCUUACCUGUGCAUUUGAGCCCCCGAAGCCUAAGACCAAGCACAAGCUCGAUAUCACCAACGUCGAUGAAUACAAGCUGCUACAGAACUACGAGAGGGAGAAGUUCCAGGAGAUGAUUAAGCAGGUGAAGGACACGGGCGCGAACUUGGUUAUCUGCCAAUGGGGUUUCGAUGAUGAGGCAAACCACCUGUUACUGCAAAACGAGCUUCCUGCUGUAAGAUGGGUUGGAGGGCCAGAAAUCGAGUUGAUUGCUAUCGCUACCAACGGCCGUAUCGUUCCUCGUUUCCAGGACCUUUCCGCAGAGAAGCUCGGAUCAGCAGGUACUGUCCGGGAGCUUUCUUUCGGUACUACACGGGAUCGUAUGCUCGUCAUUGAGGACUGCGCAAACACUCGUGCCGUCACCAUCUUUGUGCGUGGUUCCAACAAGAUGAUUAUUGACGAGGCCAAGCGCGCCCUCCAUGAUGCUAUCUGUGUCGUCCGCAACUUGAUCAAGGAUAACCGUGUUGUUUACGGUGGUGGUGCCGCUGAGAUCGCAUGUUCGCUUGCCGUCGCAGACGCUGCUGACAAGAUUCCCGGAAUCGAGCAGUAUGCUAUGCGCGCUUUCGCGAACGCCUUGGACGCGACUCCCUUGGCCUUGGCAGAGAACUCUGGUCUGGCACCAAUUGAGACUCUGACAAGUGUCAAGUCACGACAGGUGAAGGAGGGUAACUUCAGGUUGGGUGUGGACUGUAUGCAGAAGGGAAGCAACGAUAUGCGCGAGAACUUUGUUAUUGAUCCUCUGAUCGGAAAGAGACAGCAGUUCUUGUUGGCGACCCAAUUAUGUAGGAUGGUUUUGAAGGUGAACGAUGUUAUCAUCACGGGUACGGAAGAGGCUCAAUACUAGAGCGGUACGAGCAAGGA
This is a messenger RNA of Saitoella complicata NRRL Y-17804, 1654 nucleotides long. RefSeq lists its product as uncharacterized. Gene Ontology annotation, cellular component: chaperonin-containing T-complex. The transcript has a single exon. NCBI's taxonomy places the organism in Eukaryota, Fungi, Ascomycota, Saitoellomycetes, Saitoellales, Saitoellaceae. Gene Ontology annotation, molecular function: ATP-dependent protein folding chaperone; ATP binding; ATP hydrolysis activity. The record is from RefSeq and is a predicted model, not a curated record. Bases 9 to 1637 code for a protein of 542 amino acids. Gene Ontology annotation, biological process: protein folding.